Molecule: messenger RNA, 936 nt
Organism: Populus nigra (black poplar)
Lineage: Eukaryota; Viridiplantae; Streptophyta; Magnoliopsida; Malpighiales; Salicaceae
Product: N-terminal acetyltransferase B complex catalytic subunit NAA20
Exons: 6
Coding region: 115-639 (174 amino acids)
Biological process (GO): N-terminal peptidyl-methionine acetylation
Cellular component (GO): NatB complex
Molecular function (GO): protein-N-terminal amino-acid acetyltransferase activity
Source: RefSeq, a predicted model, not a curated record
GGCAUAGUUCCAUUACUUCGCCCUUUACCAGCUUUGCUCCCUCUUUUGCGUCUUCACUUUUGACCCCUUUGGAAGUUGCCAGCCACAUCCAAGAAACAACGAGGUUCAAGGAAGAUGACGACUAUUCGACGAUUCAGCUGCAACGAUCUUCUCCGCUUCGCCUCCGUCAAUUUCGACCACCUCACCGAAACUUUCAAUAUGUCAUUCUACAUGACCUAUUUGGCAAGAUGGCCCGAUUAUUUCCAUGUCGCUGAAGGUCCAGGAAACAAAGUUAUGGGUUACAUAAUGGGUAAAGUAGAAGGACAAGGCGAGUCGUGGCAUGGUCACGUGACAGCAGUGACUGUGGCCUCAGAAUACCGCAGGCAGCAGUUGGCCAAGAAGCUUAUGAAUCUCUUGGAAGAAAUUAGCGACAAGAUUGAUAAGGCUUAUUUUGUAGAUCUUUUUGUGAGAGCAUCAAAUACACCAGCCAUAAAGAUGUAUGAGAAGCUUGGGUAUGUAAUCUAUAGAAGGGUGCUGCGCUAUUAUUCAGGGGAGGAAGAUGGAUUAGAUAUGAGGAAAGCUUUAUCUCGGGAUGUCGGAAAGAAAUCUAUUAUCCCCCUCAAACGGCCUGUCACUCCUGAUGAAUUGGAGUAUGAUUAAAUCUGCAUUUUGUGGACAAUUGAAGUUGAAGUGAUGGUUUUGGCUCUUGGAACAACAAUGAUGCCCGUGACAUCUUGUCCAUUGUAGAACUUAUGUUUUAUAAAAGAGAAUAGUGCCUUGUAUCUUUCAUUUGUUCAGUAUGAUUGCAUGAAGAAGGGACUACAAAACUUUCGUCUUGGAUUCAUGGACAGCUUGUUGAUUGUUUUCCUGUAUGCUAUGUUUCUGCCUUCAGUAGUAUUAAGAAUGCCAACUCUCCAUCGAGACACCGCAAGGAGCGCCAGGGCAUUUUUCGAUUCC